UUGACAACGCAAGUGUCCAGUUGCUCAGCAGCAGCAGUUCUCUCGCCAUUUCUUCCUUGGCAGGGAAAGUUUUCCCAAGUUGUUAGUAGAUUUUCCUGAACGGCAAAAUUUUACUCAGUUGUAAGAAAUACCGAACAAUUUGUGCAAAAAUAAGGUGAUUUUAAGACAAAGUGAGAGCAGAAUAAAAUUAAAAAAAAAACUUUUGAAAACAAUUUACUUCCUGUGUUGAAAGAUCGGUGAUAGUAUCGGUUUGAACUUUAAGUGGAGUGACAAAAUGAAGAUAUUGCUACUAUUUGUGGUGACCAGUUCAUGGCACAUAUUCGCGGCCACCGGUGCCCCGUUCAAUUCGUACGACACCAUGGACGAAAUGGUGGUCCCCGAGUCAAAAGUGCUCGAUUUCGAUAAUCUGACCGAAAGUGAGCGGGUCGAUUUGAUUCGCAAUCAGAUUAACAUAACGGCGGUCAAACUGCAACAGCAGCUUCUACGGGCCGCCGCUCAGAAGAGCAUGCAACGGGUUGGGGCACCGAUGGCCAUCAAGCAGAAUACGGCAGACUCCAACAUCUCUAGCCACGUGCAGAAUCGCAAGGUCAUUGAAAAGCACAUAAUCGGCAACAUCAAGCAUAGCAUCGAGUCCAGCUUGAUGCGAAACGAUUCCGUUGGCCAGGUGGGUCCCACUCAUGAAAUGGCAUUUUCCGCAGUAUGUGACCUGCCGAAGCACACCAACCAGAGCUACUGGGAUGACGAUUAUACCUGGAAUCUGUUCUUUCGUCUUACCCAUAGUAAGCCUUACACUUCGGUCAGUUCGGCAAUUUUGAGGUUGUACAUGACCGGUGCCGGUAAUGCGACGGAAGGCUGGAAUCGACGUGACUCCGACAACUGCAAGGACCCAGCCGAGCAGAUGAUUCGAGUCACCGCGUCUGUGUACUGGCGUAAGAAGAGCAAAGAUAAUUUGUCCUCAGAGCGCAAGAAGCGAAUCUGCAGCAGUAUCACGAUCACCCGCAACUUCCGUGGCUGGAUCACGCUCGAUACCCUGCUGGCGGUUAAGCUGUGGGAUAAACCGAACCGUAAUUUUGGCAUCGCAAUCGACGUUCAGGAUCAAGAUGACAAUCCUCUGCAGGCGUCACGGUUUUUCUCACCUACCGAAUGCUCCGAGGCAAGUAAAUCAAACGCAACAGCAACCGUACUUCCAUGGAAUUUUUUCCGAAGCUCACUCUCAUGGACCUCUCAUGAAAUGGACGAUGUGCCACACGUCCCACGCAUAGACGUCGCAAUCCACAAGACCUUCCCGCAGCAUCACUACUUCACCAGUCACCACAACCCGCACCCGCAUCAUCGUUUGUUCCGCCCGAAGCACCACUACGGGGGCAACUACAACGUCCGCUACCGGCUGGAUGGAUUGGCGUCGGCCGCGUCCUCAGCGUCAGCGUCGUCCACCGGCGGUAACUCGUACGAAACGGAAGAGGUCGAAAUCAAGCAGCACCCGUCGGUUCACGCGCACCACUCGCUGACCAAACCGCACAAGAAACGUCACCUGACUCACCACCGUCACGUCACAGCUGCGCUCAACUCGGCGGAAAGUGAAGAGGAUUACUCGGCGUCCGCUUCGCUGGAGGAACGGAAACUCUGAUUCGUUGCAAGUUGAAAGCUGAACACACGUGAGUGAUCACUUGAAUCUCCCCAUCACCCCACCACCACCGCCGCGGUGUGCCGGUUAGUUUAUAGUUGCAGUUUAGUAGCAGUAGCGAUAGUAUUAGGAAGGUUGGUAUUACUUUUUGGUUCGAUUACCUGUUUUUUUUUUUUUUUUUGUAUUUUGUACGUGAGUGUGGCGUGUGUGAACGAACCGAUUGGAUGCGCACCGUUAAUGGCUGUUGCUGAGGAUGACUAAUGGUGGUGGCCAAGGGAAAGUGCCGAUGAUUCACAACACUUGGGCCAUACGAAAUUGCUGGUUGGGAAAAUCUACCUUAGGAUAAAAUUUUAUCGAAUUUAUUCCUGACCAACUGGAAUGCUCACUUUUAAAAGUGUCAGACGAUUAUUUGGGUAGUUGAUAAAAAGAUUUUUUUUCAUUUUGAACUCAAUUGUCUAGAAUGUAGAUAAAGGAUGGAAACCCUCACCUCCACUAUAUUUGGGCAAGAGCGGGUCCUACACUAUUUUCGAGUGAUAUCAUCAAUCUCAAGUAACAUUAUUUCGGUCUCGUUUGACCAAAUGACCUUUUUCUAAUCAUCAGUUCCAUGAUAUGUGAUUUCGUACCCUGUUCAUCCGUUUCAUGAUAUUUUUCGCCGAAAAACCAGGGCUUCUUGAGAGCUACUCUACUCCUAAGACCUUGUUAAUGAAGACGAUUUCGCACUAUUUAAAGUGUCAUAUGGAGGAAAAACUCACUUCCAGUUUGUGUUGCUUUUUUCGGGGCUGAUAAACUUUGAUCUUUCGGAUAGCGCUGUCAAUCCGGGAACUUCCGGUGAAAAACAUCACCUUUUUUUAAAUUUCUGUACAAGCUUUGCAACCGUAUAUUUGCGUUGUUGGGCGACUUCUGCAAUUUGACGGUAUCUUUCGUCGGACUCGUGAUGCUGUAUUAUCAGUUUUAUGAUAUUGAGCGAAAUUCGUUCGUUUAUUUGGUGUUUUGAAACAAAAUGACCAAAUUUUGAUCACGUUAAAACAAUGAAACUACGCUGUAUCACAUUGAAUGCAAUGUAUACAUUUGACAUAAUGACAGAAACGGUUUGAUAUACAGUAAAAUGAUAUCAAGCAUUUUUUCGUGUAUAAACAAGUUUUGCAUGUUUUUUACGUUGUUUAUAUCAUUCCUCUUCAAAGGCAUGGUAUUCUCCAGAACAAGAGAUGGGAAAAUGAUUUGACUCUGGAAGUAAGUUUACAUGCUUAAACUUGGUAAAAACGUUGCUUUUUUACUCAUAAUUUUCCAAAUUAUUUUAAACAGUAUGUAAGAGGUAACAUAGAAAACAAAGAAGCGCGCUUUAAAAAAAUACGAAUUUCAAAAUGCGUUUUUGACGAAUUCAUUACUGUUCCUCAAUUAUUUGGUACCAAACUGCAGAAAAAUAUUUGAAAUGUAAACUUAAUAGAUUUCCAAAAAUAUUUGUGGGAUUUAUGGCAUUUUUUCUAUUUUUAUUUUGCCCUGUACAGAAUGAAUUUUCAAUUUUUGUAUGCAAAAGAACUGAAGUUUGGCACUGCAACCUUUAGCGCAGAACCUGUAAUCCCGGCUCUCGUACUAUUAUACAUUUUUAUCCUAUAUAGAAGAUUAUCGAUCCUAGUAGAGUAAUUGGUUCCCCUGAUUGCCAUAUUUGACGAUCUGUUUCAGUCACUUACAGGCAGAUUAGUUUCGAAAACUUUCGGUAUAGGUUAUGUUUACAUUUAAUUAAACUAUACUUUUAUACCGUACGCAGAUACGUAUUUCGGUUGCUACAUACAACCAUUAUCAGUGCUUGUGUGGUCUGCCGGGUAUUCAAUCUUUUGUAGUAGAUUUAAAUAGAAACACAACCUAUUCUCAAUAUUCAAUUCCAUUCUACUAAGAUGCUCAAUAAGUAAUUUAUUUGACUUUCAGUAUACUUGAAUGUCUAAUCAGAUUACCUUAUGGAUAGUAGUAUUUUAUAGCCUACGAGCACUCUUCACAACUUCCAUCUUUAUAUAUCGGUUUAAUGGAAGCAUAUUAAAUCCAGUGGAUCAUCGCAGAUUUUCAGGUCUAAUUCCUAUUCCAUUCCGAACGUUUUCUUGUUCGCCUAGAAAGCUUUCGAAGCUUUCCUUAUCACGUAAUCUAGAUGUGAGCUCCAAUUUAGUUUUUCAUCUGGUAUAACUCCAAUAUAUUCAACUUCAGACGAAUAUUAUACUUCGGAUCCAUUCAAUUUAGGGCUUUGAAUGUCUUUCAUUCCUGCGAGAGUAUGUAAUCAUAAGUGUCCUGUAAGGCUUUAUGUAAAACCCUUCAUUUUGGCACCAUUGUAAAAUACAUUUUAGUGCAGAUUGCAUUCUGUCUUUAAUUGCGUUGUCGAAUUUUACACAUCCAAAGCUGAUGACUUCGAAACCAUCAGCUGUUAAUUGAUUGAGGAGAUCAUUCACAAUAAGUGAACAUGACCACAGUAAAUCAGACAGCACUCCACCUUGAGGAAUCUUUUUGUGGUUUUCACUAUUAUUAAUAAGCAUCCCAAUUCUGCGGAUACCUUUCUUUUGUUCAGCAGCAGGCCCCAUUCAACUGUAUAUUUUGUGAAAUAGUAUUAGAUAUGUUCGAACCCGUUCCUGCAAUCCUUGUUGGCCUACAGGCCUCUACUUCUGUUUUCUCCCUAUCAUCACAAGAUACUUAUUUCGACCCGGGAAAGAGAUUUUGUAUCAUUAUUUGAAGAAUUUGUAGACAAUGGUAACCCUUUUUUUCGUUCUGGCUGAAACUUUGCACAAGGUUCAUAUUAGAGAUACCUACUCAAGAAGAGAGAGAGAGAGACGAUGAAAAAACGCCAAACGAUCUCUCUCAAAACGCAAUGUUGACUAACUUUUUCAUUCGACUCGUGAAAUCGGUGGUGACGAUGGAAGUCCUGAGAAAUAAUAAAAUGCAUCACAAAAACCGUCAAGGUGAUAAAUUUUAUGUGUAUGCCUAAUUUUAUACACUUACACCAUAAUUGAUCAUUAUUUUGUUGACCACACAGAAGAUGUGUGAACCUCCGGUUAAAAAUCAUUCAUUGUUUAAUUUCAUUUCAAGUUCAUUUUUUAAGUUUUUUAAUAAAAACUACAACAGGUCGUCUAAACAUUUAUGGCUGUCCGGUCAUGGAGAAAUGAAAAAAAGUAAAGGAAAACCUUGGUUAACGAUUGGUAUGAUAUCUUUGGCAAAUUUGUGAACAGACAGGAGAAAAUGAUCCUACCGGAAAAAUUGUACACUUUGAGACAUUGAAAAAAUUUAAGAAAAAACGCAAAACUAUGAUUUUAAAUAAAUUUUUUUGAAAAACUUCCUUUUCAAAAGUUUGAGCUUUACGAAAUGUCAGCUAAACAUGAAUAGUUGUUUUGAUCUUGGAGAAAAUAGAUCUAAACAUUUUUUUUAACAUUGUAUACUCUUUUUGUAGGAAAAUCUAUGACACCCUUAGUCUAUUGCAACUUCCGCAGCAUUUGUAUAAAGAACUUGCACGCAAGUGAAAAUAAUUGGAAGCUACGUGUUCAAUCAAAGAACACAUUUGCAUCGAAUAUUGCGAGCGAGUGAAAAAUUUCAUGCUUGCGAUCAUCUGUGCAAUGUUUCAGCCAAAUCAAAAUGACGAUUGAAAAAAAAUUGGGGUGUUUUUAAUAAAAUUUCUCAGUAUUGAACUAAAUAAUGUCCGACAAAAUAGAAAAAUAUUAUUGGCAAUCUGCGUCGAAGUUGACCUAAUAUAAUAACAAAAAUCAUAAUGUUUACAAUUACUCAAACAUAAUCUUGGAUGAUUACUGGUGAACUGGAGAUCAGAGUAGGAUAGUAGCAACGUAGAGUAACACACCUUUAUCGAGACUAGUGAAAAUGAUCUGGUUAGCUGGGCACCCAAAGGAAAGAGUAGAUAACAGAUAGAACCGGAAUGGCCGAAGAUAGGACAGUGGGGAGAAGCAAAAGCCGCGAUAGAGCAGGCAAAAACUCGAGGAGCCAUGAACGAAGCCCAUCAACAGUAUUCGACUCUGGAGUUAAAUAGCCUUGUAGACGGACCAAGCCAGCCUGGGCGGACUCCUUGGCUGAUAAAGAAAAAGAGCGACAGCAAUGCCUGAGGUGAGCUAGGAUGAAAACAAAAAUGCUUGUGAAGGACACGACCGGCUGCUAAUCGACCCCACUGACCAAUUGACAAUUUCUUCACGUUUCGGUAGCUGGCCAGGAUUUCGUGCCGGAUGAUCCUGGAUGAUGUUUCUUAUUGUUAGGCUCUGCAUUAUCCUGGAGCAGGUCAAUGAAUUCCAAGAGUCCAAGAAAGGUUUUUAUAACAAAAAACCUUUUGACCGACUUAACCACGACAAUCUGUGGAGCACCCAGAGAUGCAAAAGAGACCUAGAUAAAAUCGCCAACCCCAUCGAAACAGAUUACGAGGCUGUCACAUGCAGAGUCGUCCAUAACUGAGCCUUUUGUUCGAUCCUAUUCGGGUAGUCGCCGGUGUGAGGUAAGGAUGUAUAUUAUCACCGCUACUGUUCCUCAUCAUUAUCGAUAAGAUCAUGGUAGGUGCAAUUGACCGCGUUCCGAAUCGUGGGCUACUCUGGCAGCCUAUCACCAUGGAGCACCUCAAAGACUUCGAUUUAACUGAUGGCGUUGCAUUACUAGCAAAACAGCACUCUGACAUGCAGAGUAAGCUCGGCGACAUGGCUGUACGCUCCACAACAUCAGCGACAACAAAACCAAACCGUUGGAUGUAAACGUGGACAAUCCUUCCAACUCUACAGUAGCAGGGAAAUUAGUGGAGAAAGUCGAAAGCUUCCAAUAUCUCGGUAGCCAAGUGCGACAUAAGUGCAACGAUCGUGAACGCUAGGGCUGAUUUUGCGACUAUAGGAAACAUAUGAAGAUCUAACCAGGCUAAUUUGCGCAUCGAAACUCGAAUUUUCGAUUCGAAAUCUGUGCUACUAUACGACAGCGAGAAGAGGUGUGUUUCAGUUUCAGCUGCAGGUCUUCAUCAACCAUAUAUAAUUCAUGCCUAGUAGUCCCACAACUGGAUCUCAAAUGCCGAACUCUAUAACUGGUGCCAUCAGGAUUCGAUAGUAACAGAAAUUCGGGAACAAACAACACACUUCGAGAAGCGAAAACAAUUUCUGAAAGCAAGUGCUGAAUUGAAAUCCAGCAGAACAUCUAAAAAGAGGUAGACCCGUGGCGACGCAGCCUCAACAAGGAAAUCAAAGAAGUCGGUAACAAUCUGACCUGGGCUCAAGGCUAAGCUAGUAGCCGCUCAGAAUGGAAAACUUCAUUUCGAGGCAUUCUUUAUAAACAAACAAAAGGAGCACUCAUGGGAAAUCCACUUACGCAUUUUAUGACAACCCCAAGAAAGAAAAAACGUUAAAAGAGGACAACUUUUUUCGAAGUAAAACUCUGCCUUUAACCGCAGGGUCCCGGGUACCUUUCCAGACUUUAUUGCUUCAAAAAACAAGGAUAACCUCAACUCAGCCAGCUGAAACUUAUGAAAUGCUCUUAGCUAGUGGAAAUAAACCAUUUUCCAUCAUCAGACUGUUCAUAGCAGGAGGGGGGGGGGGGGAGUCAAACGGAAAGGCUUCGAAUUUUUUUACCCCAUAAGAACUCCGCAGGGUACCCGGGACCCACAAAAUGAAAUGCUUCUUGCUUUUUUGUCGAAAGAUUGAACAUAAACCAGUGACCACAACUGGUUCCUGUAAAUCCGGAUAUUCAGGAGCAUGUUCCGGUGAAACAAAUUUGCACAAUUUUCUAUUGAACUGACUAGCAUUGAUAUCAAAGUUCAUGAAAUCACUCUAGGAGUUGAUUUUCAUUCAUUUUGAGUCCAUCUGAUGAGUUGUCCGAAAUGGCCAUUUCGGGACAGAUUUCCGAUCUUGAACAUGGUUCCGAAGAUUCGGAUUCACAGGAACCAUAUGGGAACUAAUGGCUCUCUAGGUCCCGUAUAAAAAAUAGACGAAUUUUCCAAUCUUUUGACAGGUCAAGAUGGAAAAUCGGUCAAGCAUUUCAUUUUAGUAUGUACCCGGGUACCCUGCCGAGUACUUGCGUGUGUUAAAGUUGCCGAGUUCAUAACGGUUAAGCUGCACCAUUUUGGUGAACAGACGCGCGAAGUAUGGUUUUCGCGCCUAUGUUCACGUCGCACCUUCUCACUAAGCUAUUGUCGGAUGACAAAAUGCCAAGGCAACAUCAACCAGUUGUGUCCAUGUUUCAGCUGGCAGUCCAAUGUGAUCGUAUGACUCAGUGACAGGUGUGCAAUAGUAACUUUGAAGGGUCGGACCUAAUUUGAUACUCCCUCCAGCAUUUGAAGGCCCUUCUUCUAUUCUGUAGUUUGCAAUGAUUGCAUUUGCAAUGAUAAAAAAUCAUUAAUAAGCAAACAAACGGAGCACUCAUGGGAAACACACUUAAGCUUUUUUAAUGGAAAGAUCACAGGAAAAAAACGUUGGAAGAUGUGAAAAUCUUCUUUUAAGUACAACUUGGCCUUUAAGAAAAAUCUUCCAUAGGAGUAAAACUAAAAUCUGAAUACUUCCAACAAAAUUUUUAACAAUUCUGAAUUCCAAUGAUUAUAAUUCGUUCGAUUUUCAAUUGAUCUUCUUCGUUCUUCCAGCAAUCGAUUGGAAAAUAAGCAAUACAUAAAUUGACGAAAUUCCACCGAUUAUGAGUGUAUUCAGAACCGGAAUGAUGCUUAGAAGCCAUUUUGAAAUCCAACAUGGCGGUUUUUGGUUUCUGGAGACCAGUUUAAAUACCAUUCAAUUUGCGUAUUUCCGGAGCCGGGAUAAUGCACGACAAGCAAUUUUGGUAAAAAUGGUAUCAUUUUUCUACAAUUAUAACCUGGAUUUCUGAAACAACUGGGUUCGAAUUACUAUGCCAUGAUCACUUUCUUGAGAAAUGUAGGCAAAAAUGGUGGUACAGAAACAAAAGCUUGAAAAAUUUGAAAUUUUUAUUUUUCGAAAUAACGUGGAUUCCAACUUUUUGAUGAGUUCCUUAAUAAUAAUUUUUUAUAUCCGGGUUUUCAAUUAUAUUAUUCUCAACGAUCGAAAAAUUAAGUAAUCCUUAAGCCAGCCCUGCUUUCAGCCACAGAUGUUUUGAUGCUUUAGACGAUACCUUCCAGCGCCAGUUUAAAUUUCACUAUCACUUGUUAGCAUUCCUCAGCGUCAGCCAAUCGAUCAGGAUACCGAACAGACUACGUGAAUGAACCCUCAUAUCUACUGUCCCACUGGGUAUUAUAUGUUUUAGCAGACAUCAAAAACACAAACAUGAAAGGGUUGGUAUUUUGAUAUGUCGAUUUCAAUCCUACGGCGUCGUCUACAGUUACUCGCUUACUUUGUAACCAACCAGUAAUACGAACAGUAAAAAAUUAGCGUAGCCGUACGGUUAGCAUGUAGUUUGAUUGUGUGGACGGACUUUUGUCGGAGUGCGAUGAGACAAGUGUGAACGCGACCCCCCUCGAGAGAGCAUACAUAUUAAAACGAAGAACAGUAAUAAUAGGUUUAGAGUUCCUGAAAUCCAUAGAAUGUACUUAACCGGUUAACGGAUAGCGGUAUCGAACAGCAUUUGUCGCAGAUUGGGAAACAAAAAACACAAACGCUUAGAUUACUCCUCGUUAUUAGAGAGUCCCGCUAAGGUAAGAUUAUUAGGGUAUAUUCGGCUACGCGAUGACGCGCGGUCAGCCUGAUCUUUUGAGACAGAUUUAUUUAUUUUUCUUGAAGAAACUGAUUUUCAACUAAGUUAAGUUAGCAUUAGCAUUUGGCAGUAGGUAGUGUAGGACGCGCAAGUAUGAGCUUUAAACCUGUAGAUCUUAAGAUAAUACGAAAGAUGCAAUUUUUGUAUAUAAAGGAAAACACAAGCGCAAGCAUGCAGAAACAUUUUCUCGCUUAGUUUAUAGGUUAUUUAUUACUUUACGUCAGUUUAGGUUGUUGUGUUUUCACGAGGAACGCAUUUCCAUGACAUUCAGCAACACGACUAAACAGUAAGCAAACACACGUCAUUGAUUUGUAAAUAGUUGAUUUGUAAGUUUGAUCUUAGCUCUAAGUGUAUCGCUCCGCGUGAGGGCUGUUCUUGGUAGUCUACCGUAUUGUGACAGUAAGAUGUGAAUUAUUCUCCAAUAUACUCGUAAGCGUUGUGUCUAGCGUGUAAGCAAGUCGAUAAUAAAACUUUCAU
Wyeomyia smithii (pitcher-plant mosquito) is the source of this 9751-nucleotide messenger RNA. RefSeq names its product protein anachronism. Bases 275 to 1627 code for a protein of 450 amino acids. NCBI's taxonomy places the organism in Eukaryota, Metazoa, Arthropoda, Insecta, Diptera, Culicidae. The record is from RefSeq and is a predicted model, not a curated record. The transcript is spliced from 6 exons.